AUGUUCAAAUUCAAGAACAAGAAGACGAAGGACGAACAGCCCACGGACGUCGAGGCCCAGACAGCAGACCAGACUUCACCACAGGACAGCGAUGAUGGAUAUCCUCAGGGCCUUAUUCUGGCACUUAUCUUCCUCUCGCUCGUGCUAACGACAUUCUUGGUCGCAUUGGACGCGACUAUCAUUGCAACGGCGAUUCCAACGAUCACGGCACAAUUCCAGAGUCUCGACGAUGUCUCCUGGUAUAACACGGCCUUCCUGUUGACGCAGUGCGCUUUUCAACUUCCCUUCGGACGGUGCUACAGUCUGCUGAGCACCAAGUGGACGUUCCUGUCGACUAUCUUGAUCUUCGAAGUCGCAAGCAUCAUCUGCGGAGCUGCCCCCAAUUCUAUUGCUCUCAUCAUCGGACGAGCAAUAGCUGGUAUUGGGAGCGCCGGGAUCUUUGGCGGUGCAUUCAUUAUCAUCGCUGAGAGCACGCCUCUUUCGAAGCGGCCGCUUUACAAUGGUGUGAUUGGAGGUACAUUUGGUAUCGCCUCAGUCGUCGGCCCAUUGCUCGGCGGUGCCUUCACAACGAGCGUCACCUGGCGAUGGUGUUUCUACAUCAACCUCCCUCUAGGCGCAAUUGCAGCGGUCGUGGUCGUCUUCUGCCUCCCACCCGACAACAAGAAAGAUCCCGACCGCUUCAAGGACAACACAUGGCUACAGAUUGCGGCAAAAUUUGAUCCCCUCGGCAUCGCCAUCUUUGUGCCGUCGAUAAUUUGCUUGUUGCUUGCCCUGACUUGGGGUGGACAACAAUACUCCUGGAGCAACUGGCGCGUCAUCCUGGUCCUGGUCAUCUUCGGCGUCGGGAUCAUCGUAUGGGCCGUACAGCAAUGGUUCGCGGGAGACAACGCCAUCGUACCUAGGAAGAUCAUCUCGCAGAGGACCGUGGCCUGCGCUUCGCUGUACACCAUGUUCUCCAGCGCGGCUUUUGCUUUGAUCGUGUACUACCUUCCUCUGUGGUUCCAAGGCGUCAAAGGCGAGAACGCCCAAACCUCAGGAAUCCACCAACUCCCCCUAAUCAUCACCCUCGUCAUCUUCUCCAUAGCCGCCGGCGGAAUCGUCGUCGCAACAGGCUACUACGUCCCCUGGCUCUACGCCGGCACAAUCUGCACCUCCGUUGGCGCCGCCCUCUUCACCCUCCUGACCCCCACCUCCUCCACAGGCACCUGGAUCGGCUACGAAAUCCUCUUCGCCGCCGGAAUCGGCAUGUCCCUGGAACAAUGCAACAUCGCCGUGCAGACCGUGCUCCCCAACUCCCUCAUCCCCGCGGGGACCUCCCUCGCCGUCUUCGCGCGCAGUCUCGGCUCCGCCAUCACAGUCGGCAUCGCCCAGAACGUCUUCAUCCAACAGCUCGACUCCGGCCUCAUCUCCAGCUUACCGGAACUCGACCCCUCCGUGGUCACCGGCGUCCUGGGUGGCAGCGGGGCGACGGAUCUCAUCCGCAAUGUGCAGAGCGCGACGGGCGGGAACGAGACGAUUGUGCAGACGGUGUUGGAGGUGUAUAAUGAUGCCUUGACGGAUUCGUUUUAUGUGGCGGUGGCGUUGGCUUGUUUGACGCUUUUGCCGGCGUUGGGCGUGGAGUGGAAGACGGAGAUGGAGGAGAAGGAGAAGGCGAGGGCUGAGAAGGAGGGAGAGGGUGAUUUUGAGCAAGGUGGGCUGGAGAAGGGCGUGGUAGAGGACGGUGUGCCUGCCGGGGAUAAAGACCUUGAAGAGCCUAGAACGCCAGAUUCCAUCAAAGACCGCGAUAGCUGA
Messenger RNA from Zasmidium cellare ATCC 36951, 1791 nucleotides. RefSeq lists its product as uncharacterized. Gene Ontology annotation, molecular function: transmembrane transporter activity. Bases 1 to 1791 code for a protein of 596 amino acids. The transcript has 6 exons. NCBI's taxonomy places the organism in Eukaryota, Fungi, Ascomycota, Dothideomycetes, Mycosphaerellales, Mycosphaerellaceae. The record is from RefSeq and is a predicted model, not a curated record. Gene Ontology annotation, biological process: transmembrane transport.